CCCAGCACAGUCAGUUCUUUCUUCGCAUCCAAUCGGCUCUGAUCGCUUCCGCAAGUAGCAUUUGCUGGAAAGGAUCUGGUCACCUUCCCUCGAGAACAAGUGCGUGUUUUGUGAGUGUGUAAAGGCUCCGAGAAAGCAGUUUACCGCAAAAGCUGUGCUUAGUGAACCCCAAUAGUAACACCGGUCAACAUGUUCAGAUUUAUUCUUCUAUCAACGUUGCUGGUCGCCGCGACGGCGCAGUACAACGGUGGCUACCACCGGGACCCGAAGACGGCCGCCAUCCUCAGCGAGCAGCGGUAUCUGUCCGGUGAUGGCAAGUUUGGUGCCGCCUACACGCAGGAGGACGGUACCGACUUCAAGGAGGAAACCGAUGCCGAUGGUAACCGUCGCGGUUCGUACAGCUACGUCGAUCCGACCGGACAGCGUCGUACCAUCUCCUACGUUGCGGGCAAGAAUGGCUUCCAGGCCUCCGGUGACCAUCUUCCGGUAGCCCCACCAGCACCACCACAGCCUGCCCCGCAGCCCCAGUACCAGCCGCAGCCACAGUACCAGCCGCAGCCGGCGUACAACGGUGGCCGUAGCUACGACGACGAUGGCCAGUACGACCCGCGCUGGAACGACCCCAACUUCAGCCAGAACCAGUACUCUGCUCCGGCUCCGGCACCGGCCCCCGCCCCGGUCCACAACUACCAUGCCGCGCCGGCUCCGGUCGCCCCGGUGCCACAGUACAACCAGCACAACUACGCCCCGCAGCCACAGCAGGCACCGGCCUGGACCACCACCCCGGCACCGCACCGCUUCCAGCCACCGGGCAAGCUGCAGCUGAACCGAACCCCGGACGGCUACAGCUACACCUUCAACAAGGUUUAAGAAGCGUCUCGCAAAGCAAGCAAACAACCCGAUCGGUCGCCUAACGCGCAACGGCAUCCCCCAAUGUGUCCCCUGCAAGUCACCAAACUUUUUGAACCUCGUUCUCCCCCCCCCUCUCCCCCUCUAUUCUGCGCCUUUGCCUACAUUUGGUGCGGCCAUUGCGCGAUACGCGUCCGGCCAAAGAGCGUGUUGCGCGUCCGCGCGUGUAUGUGUGAGUGUGAGUGUUAUUUAGCCGAAGUAAGCGUUACUUUGCCUGUUUGUGAUAUGUAAGCGUUUGUAAAUUGUAGACGAUCCCUUAACCCUCCUUCCCCCUCAAUGCCCCAACCUUCCUCCAAUCCUCCACCUCCCCCCCCCUCCCUUUUUUGCGUGAAGCGUGUGUGUGUCUGUACAGAGAGUCGUCAGAGGUUCUUGUGGGUAAUCUGGACCUUGGGAGUUGGUUGCGCGUCUUCAAGGCUUCUCUUCCAGCAGCUCUGCAGGUGCGCUUAUGCUGGAACCGUGCCCAGAGCGAACAACGACUCUCAAGGCUGUAUCCCACAGAACGGUUGUAGGGCGGGGGAGGGAGAGAAGAGAAAAAACGCAAGUAUUUGUUAGACAACAAAAAAACAACCAACAACACAGUUCCAAGAUGACAGGGAGACUAUGGUAGAUAGAGAAGAGAAAAAAUCUGUUUUAAAAAAAUGAACAUAAUUGAAAACAAUUCCACGAAAUAGACAAGAAUUCACAACUAUCCCAAAAAGAACAAAA
Molecule: messenger RNA, 1614 nt
Organism: Anopheles stephensi (Asian malaria mosquito)
Lineage: Eukaryota; Metazoa; Arthropoda; Insecta; Diptera; Culicidae
Gene: Cpr100A
Product: larval cuticle protein 1
Exons: 3
Coding region: 190-870 (226 amino acids)
Cellular component (GO): chitin-based extracellular matrix
Molecular function (GO): structural constituent of chitin-based larval cuticle
Source: RefSeq, a predicted model, not a curated record